AUGCCCAGCAAUCGACCAAAAAACGUAGACAUCUCUCAAAACAUCGCAUGGACUCUAAACAAAAGCAGCUGGCUCAUCCAUCCACUAGCACUCGUUUUCAUCCAUCUCACACUUUGUAUCGCUUUCAAUUCAAACACUAGUUUGCAGCUAACAUUGACCAUUUACAACAUUUCAACAUUCAUACUCUUUCAUAUGAUUCCUGGUAUUCCAUUCAACGACAGAUACUCAACUCACACAUUCUGGGAGCAGCUUUCAGAGCAGCUUGAAUCUUCUUCAGGUCUCAUAUUCAUAUCUAUAUUCCCGAUCAUUGCAUUCUUUGCAAUCAAUCUCAUCGUCUGUUGGUGUCCUGGCCUUCUAUAUACAUGCAUCGCAUCUCUAGUCCUUGUGACAAUCCCAAAGCUCGGAUUCAUGCAUUUAAGGCGCAUGCUCAGCAUUAGCAAAUAA
Ordospora colligata OC4 is the source of this 444-nucleotide messenger RNA. RefSeq lists its product as uncharacterized. Gene Ontology annotation, cellular component: endoplasmic reticulum membrane. The record is from RefSeq and is a predicted model, not a curated record. The transcript has a single exon. The coding region runs from base 1 to 444 and encodes 147 amino acids. Gene Ontology annotation, biological process: intracellular sphingolipid homeostasis; ceramide metabolic process; negative regulation of ceramide biosynthetic process. NCBI's taxonomy places the organism in Eukaryota, Fungi, Microsporidia, Ordosporidae.